GGCUGCUGGUAGGAGUGUGGCUGGGCUGUGGGAGAGCUUAGGGACAAUGAGAGGGCUUUCAGAAGGGGUGAGAAUGGUCAGGCUCAGAUACUUCAUAGCUUGCAGACCAGAGUAGGGUAGUAAGACUAGAGAGAGUGAGCCCUGGGUGGACAUGGGGUCCCCUUUGUAGAGAUGGGGAACUCAGGAAUUGGGUCAGUUUCAGGGAGGCAAUAGGACUCUGAAUAUAAAACCUUUUUGUCUUUCCCGUUCUUUAUCCUGUGUUGUCUGGGGUCCAGGGAGUUAUACACUCCAGCCAGUAGAAGGGACUAGAGAAGGAGGGGGUGGAGGGCUAGAGGAGCUGGUGUGUGGCAGGGAGUUAGAGGGCAGGGCCCUCUCUGUGGUCCUGCAGGCACAGUGGGGGUUGUUUACUCUGGUCCUCCAACCUAACUCAGCUUCCGAUGCCUUCAGUGGGUGAGCUCUAGGUGAGCUUCUUCUGGCUGGCAGUUGGUGGAGUUUUCAGGGAACCACAGGGGAGCCCUUUAUUUCUAUGUCCUAGGCCAUUAAUUUCUUUAGGAUGGGCCCUGUGCAUGAAUUCUCUCUCUCUCUCUCUCUCUCUCUCUCUCUCUCUCUCUCUCUCUCUCUCUCUCUCUCUGUGUGUAUGUGAUCACCAGUACAAGUGGACAUGAGCUUAGAGGGCCCAUGUGGGUGCCGGUGUGGUGCCUUUUUUGGCUUUAGCAAGUUCCUAUGGUAACCACGAACAUGUCUGUUUUGGGAUCUGAGUCUGGGGCGGCGUGAGUGGCUACCAGGAGAAGCAAGGCAGGCGGGUGCUUAGCUGGCAACUGGGCUGUGUCCUGAUUUUAUCGCUAGGCACAGGCCGGAGGUACCACUUGCUAGAUAGCGAGUUCUAUAAACUCUAGGGACAUAUGUACUCCUAAUCUCAUCCUGACCAGUCCCAUCAUGCCUAGGAAACUCUGGAAGCAGGAGCUGGCCAACAGCUCGGAUGUGACCCUCCCAGAUCGGCCACUGUCCCCUCCUCUCACUGCUCCUCCAACCAUGAAGUCUGCGGAGUUCUUCGAGAUGCUGGAAAAGAUGCAGGGAAUCAAGCUUGAAGAGCAGAGGCCAGGACCCCAGAAGAACAAGGAGGACUAUAUCCCUUACCCCAGCAUUGAAGAGGUUGUGGAGAAGGGAGGCCCAUACCCUCAGAUCAUCCUGCCUCAGUUUGGAGGCUACUGGAUUGAGGACCCAGAGAACGUGGGUACACCAACGUCACUGGGCAGCAGUGUUUAUGAGGAGGAGGAAGAGGACAGCCUAAGCCCCAACACGUUCGGCUACAAGCUUGAGUGCAGAGGUGAAGCCAGAGCCUACCGCAGGCACUUUCUAGGCAAGGAUCAUCUAAACUUUUACUGUACUGGCAGCAGCCUGGGGAAUUUGAUCCUGUCCAUCAAAUGCGAGGAAGCUGAGGGCAUCGAGUACCUUCGGAUCAUCCUCAGGUCCAAACUGAAGACGGUGCAUGAGAGAAUCCCCUUGGCUGGAUUGAGCAAGUUGCCCAGCGUCCCUCAGAUCGCCAAGGCUUUCUGUGAUGAUGCAGUGGGGCUGAAAUUCAACCCUGUCUUGUACCCCAAGGCCUCUCAGAUGAUUGUGUCCUAUGAUGAGCAUGAUGUCAACAACACUUUCAAGUUUGGGGUUAUUUAUCAGAAAGCCAGGCAGACCCUGGAAGAGGAGCUAUUUGGGAACAAUGAGGAGAGCCCAGCUUUCAAGGAGUUUUUGGAUCUCUUGGGGGACACCAUCACACUGCAGGAUUUCAAAGGUUUCCGAGGAGGCCUGGAUGUGACCCAUGGACAGACAGGGGUGGAGUCGGUGUACACCACUUUCCGGGACCGGGAGAUCAUGUUCCAUGUCUCUACCAAGCUGCCCUUCACGGAUGGUGACACCCAGCAGCUGCAGAGAAAGCGACAUAUUGGGAAUGACAUCGUGGCCAUCAUCUUUCAAGAAGAAAACACUCCAUUUGUCCCAGAUAUGAUCGCAUCAAACUUCUUACAUGCCUACAUUGUCGUCCAGGCUGAAAGCACAGGCACGGAGACCCCAUCCUACAAGGUAUCAGUCACUGCGAGGGAAGAUGUGCCUGCCUUUGGCCCCCCUCUGCCAAGCCCGCCUGUUUUCCAGAAGGGCACAGAAUUCCGGGAGUUUCUGCUCACCAAGCUCACGAAUGCAGAGAAUGCUUGCUGCAAGUCGGACAAGUUUGCCAAGCUGGAGGACCGGACCCGGGCUGCUCUCCUGGACAACCUUCACGAUGAGCUCCACACACAUACUCAGGUCAUGCUAGGCAUGGGCCCAGAGGAGGACAAGUUUGAGAACGGGGGCCAUGGAGGAUUCCUGGAGUCUUUUAAGAGAGCCAUCCGAGUGCGCAGCCAUUCCAUGGAGACCAUGGUGGGCAGCCAGAGGAAGCUGCAUGGUGGGAACAUUCCUGGCAGCCUCAGUGGAGGUAUUGUCCACAACAGCAUGGAGGUCACCAAGACCACCUUCUCGCCUCCAGUGGCCGCAGCAACCGUGAAGAACCAGUCACGGAGCCCCAUCAAGCGGCGGUCGGGACUCUUCCCCCGCCUGCACUCAGGCUCUGAAGGCCAGGGGGACAGCCGGACACGAUGUGACAGUGCCUCCAGCACCCCCAAAACCCCAGAUGGCGGACACUCUUCUCAGGAGAUAAAGUCGGAGACCUCGUCAAAUCCCAGCUCUCCAGAAAUCUGUCCCAACAAAGAGAAGCCCUUCAUCAAGUUGAAGGAGAAUGGCCGUGCCAACAUCUCCCGCUCCUCCUCCAGCACCAGCAGCUUCAGCAGCACAGCAGGGGAGGGCGAGGCCAUGGAGGAGUGUGACAGUGGGAGCAGCCAGCCGUCCACAACCUCGCCCUUCAAGCAGGAGGUGUUUGUCUACAGCCCGUCCCCCAGCAGCGAGAGCCCCAGCCUGGGGGCCGCUGCCACGCCCAUCAUCAUGAGCCGGAGUCCCACAGAUGCCAAAAGCAGAAACUCCCCGAGGUCAAACCUGAAAUUCCGCUUUGAUAAACUCAGCCAUGCUAGCUCCAGUGCGGGUCACUAAUGUGAAAGUGAAGGCCUUCCCUUGUCCAAGGGAAGUGUGGACUUUGGUCUACAGAAGGCUCCUAAUUCCAGCAGCUUGGGGGUGCCGUCUACUACUCUGACCGUGUAGGCCUGCUGUCUCACUGGUCGCCUGCCCAGCAGACCAGCUGUCUGUCCCACGUCCUGACCUGGCCAUGACCUUGCCGGAUCCUUCUCCAGACCUGAAAGCCCCAGCCUGUACUUCUGACCUCCCGAUGUGACCGGCUCUCUGAGUCAACUAUCAUGUUUUACAUGCAGGAAAAGAUUUGGGCAAGGGGGACUCUGAGUCCCAGGGGGCUCAGGGAGAAGUUAGGGAGCUCGUCUGCCCCAGAGACAGAAGGGGGUUGUGUGGUGGGGAGCAGAGGUAACUGCAGAAUGGUGGGUGGGUACUGUCUGUCUUGGGUCACAGUACAGUGCCUUCCUGGGCAUGGUGGAAAGGCUGCUCUUCCAGGAAUAUCCCAGCAUCCUCAAGGUUGAAUGCCUUUGCAUUUCUGACACAUCUGCUGGCCCAGGCCUAGGGAGCUCUGUCCCUUCUGCCAGGGUCCUCUCAGGAGGCUCAGGAUGCUGGAAGCUCCAAGUUAGAGCUAGGUGUUCCAGGACCCGGGUGCAUGCUCCCUUGACUGUAGUCUCAAGGUUUUUCCUUUCUAACUCUAUUCAAGCUGCUGAUCAUCUUUGUGGUUGGAGAAGCCCUGGUAGUGGGCAGCCAGGAGUCUGGAGUCCAGUGCAGGAGGACUCAGGUCUCCACUUUUGUGAGAUUUUGGAAAAGACAAAGUUUAAGCCAUCUCUUAGGCGAGAGAGAGGGGAGUGAUGUAGCGGACUUGGCAAGUUUUGGUCAGUCAAGUAUGUGGUGGAAACAAUCUAGUGUUCUUCCACCUCCGUGGUCCUGUCACCUGUGAGGGGGCUGAUACUGCCUAGGGCCUGCUUCUAGGCUCAGUCCUCUCCAGUCUUCUUCCUUCCAUCUCCAACUGCAGGUUUCUAGACCACUGUCCCAUCUGCAGGGCUCCUGGAAGCCCAGAUCCCACGAGCCCGUGCUUUAAGACACAGGCCAUCUGUAUUCCUUGCAUGGCCGCCUUCUCUGGGUGAGCCGGCUCAUCCCGAGGAGCUGUCCUUGGCUCCUCAGCCUUCCAGGUUCGCAGGGCUUUUCUGCUCCUGGGUUGGGAGUAGAGUAUCCACCAGGCUAAACCCUAGCUCUGCACAGCAGGGACUUGAAGAUCCCAGCCCAUUAGGUACACAUAGGUCUGUGGCACAGGACUGCUUAGUCCUGGGCCCCCAUUUCAGUGAGCAGACGACCAGAUUUCCAGCCAAGUGCUUUGUCUGCAUAGGCUCCUAUUCCCAAGCCAAAGUACAGAAGGGUGGGGCAGCCCUUGGGGCUGGUAUUGUAACUGUGUCAUCUGAGCACAAUCUUGAUCCUUCAUUCCCCAUGCACUUAUGUGCACCCAGGGGAAGGGGCGGUCUCCCCGCCACUCCACUCGGGGAAACCUGCUUACAUGAAAUACUAAUCUGGUAAGACUUGUUCUAGUUAGAAGGUCAACAGAAUAUCUGUUUAUCUUUUAUUAAAAGCCAGCGUAGCAGCACCCAGGGCUGGAAGGAGGCGGGUGGAUUCUGGCAGUGUUCUGCUGGCAGGUUCCUGCUCGAACUUGAAAGGUCAGACUGUGUUUUCUUUGAAACUAUGACAGGACUCUGGCUCCCUUCUCGGUGUUGGACAGCUUUACCUGCUUAGUGGUUCUGCUGUGUUGUAUUAUGGUCUGGGUCUCCCAGGGGCUUCCAGGUUGUCCCAUGUUGUCUGGAAACCUUAUAAGCUUUGUCCCCACUGCUUCGGCUACUCUGCCUGCAGGCGUUACCUCUGGGCCAGUGGAUAGGAUGGCUGACUGUGUACAGAGGCAGUGAGAGGCCCUGGCUGUGGUCUUCACCCUUGGUUUGCUCCUGAGAUACUCUGGGCAGGAUAUGAGGUGCCCCUGACCUCUGCUCAUGCCUCUGUCUAUCUAGCAGGUCAACCUGUGGCUUCCAGAGUAGGUACCACAGCCCCGCUCAAGUUCUCUCUGCUUAGCAGGAGGAGGAUAAUGGUGGGGCUCUGCCUCCUCUCAGCCCUCUGGGUUGGAGACUGUUCCUCCCACACUCUGAUCCAGUCUUAGGGCUCCGAGUCUUGCUGAGACCCCUUCAUGUGACUGGGCUUCUGUAGACAAUGCUUCUGCUUGGAUUUGGGGGAACCUUUCCACUGUUACCUCCACAAGAGAUUCUCCUGUCACAACCGUGGAAACUGUUUUGCAGGUGUUAGUAGGCAUCCAGACGCCCCCAGCUCUGUGGAUAACCUGAAACAGAUGUGGGAGAGCUCCGAAUAGAAGGCCAAAGCCAGAGUUUCCUCUGCGAUAAUGAAUGUCGAAUGGUGUUUCUUGGAAAACAAUCCCAGGCACCAUUUGAUACCCAAGCCUUCUGGCCCCUGCUUGCUUCUCAUCAGACCACGUCAUCUUCCAGAGGAACAGAAAGAACUUGCCUGAGGCCACACAGCCGCCUAGUGGCAAAGCUGUUACUAGACCCACAACAGCCUUGGCCCUACUGCAUACCAACUCUACCUACUGUUGGCUCAGCAAGCGGUUGCAUUUCUUGGAGCCUGGGUUUUGAGGAAGCCCAAUAGCUGGGGUCUCUGCAUUGGCAGGAGAGGUGCUGGGGGUGGAGGGUAUUAAUGGGGCCUCAGUCUCUGCUGUUUCCCACCAUGAGAAGUCUUGGUCAGCGAGGACACAGCCAGUGGCUUGGGUGAAGGACAUGGACGGGGAGGGCUUACAUAAAGUGCUUCUUUGGGUUUUCAGUGACUGGGACAAAGGUACCUGGACAAAAGUGUCUUUGUCCUAAAUCAGGACAGAAAGUGAUAAAAUGAACUAAUUCUCUGGUCUAUCUUCUCUCCCUCCCUCUCUCCAUCCCUUCCUUCCUCUUUUUUUGGUGGUGCUGGGGACGUCCCCAAGGUCUUGCUCAUGCUGAGUGAGAACCCUGCCACCGAGUCUAGGUCCAGACCUCUCCAGCCUUUUAAAAUGGAGGUGGGUAAUAAAAGCCCAGAUCAGGUGUCUAGGCAGGGCACAGCCAGUUUCAUUUUCUUUCCUUUGACCCUUUAAGGUGCCAACUCAAACAUCACCUUUUGUUCUUUGUUUCUCAGUCUGCAAAGACAGCUGUGUUGUGUGUGUGUGUGUGUGUGUGUGUGUGUGUGUGUGUGUGUGUGUGUGUGUGUGUGUGGGUUGCCCGGGGUUCAGAUAGAGCUUAUGGUUUCUGGGCCAGCAGCAACCAAGUUAGCUCCAUGCUCUGGACCCCCAUGCUCCCUCCCCAGCUUCUAGUUACCGCUCAAUCAAAGGCAAGGUUGACACAGAGAACAAGGCUACUCCUGCCACCUGGAGUGGUAGAGGGCUUCUGAGGCAUCCUACAAAGCUCUGGUGUCUGUUUCAGCACCAGCUGCAUGCCCACACCAAUCCCACGUCUCUUCACAGCCAGGCUAUGUACUCCUUUGGGAGAAAGAAGACAACUUCCAGAGCCAAGGGUGGUCUGUAGUGAGCAGCAGCUGGGGCAGUGGCUUUGGCCUGGGCCUUACCAUCUGCACCAGAUGGUGUGCUUGGCUGCAAGACUGGAAUUAGUCGUCGUUGUCUUUGGUUCUGUGACAUUCCCAUGUGAAAGGGUGUAAUUCCCCUUCCCACUCCUUAGCGUAUGCACCAACUUGUGAUGUCCCCGCCCGAUCUCCAGCUCCCAGGGUGCCGGUGUUGCCAUGUGAAGAGAUACCCAUGUGGUAGAACCUAAGAGGUGUAGUUGGAAGUGACCCCUGUGACGAUGACUUUUCUUUGCUUCCUCUCAGUGAGGGGGGUGAUUUGUAGAUCCUGACUGCCUAUGUGAUGUAAAUAGUGUACAUCUAAUUUAUUGCUAUGGUAGCACAUUGUAUUUGUUAAUGUAUAAAACAAAUUCUAAAAGGUUGAAAAUGUAUAUUUUGUUGCUUAAAUGUGUCUUUGCAGAAAUUGACAAUAAAUAACAUAUUUUGUGUCCA
This is a messenger RNA of Rattus norvegicus (Norway rat), 7101 nucleotides long. It is a transcript of the gene Rap1gap2, whose product is annotated as RAP1 GTPase activating protein 2. Gene Ontology annotation, biological process: regulation of small GTPase mediated signal transduction. Gene Ontology annotation, molecular function: GTPase activator activity. Lineage: Eukaryota; Metazoa; Chordata; Mammalia; Rodentia; Muridae. The record is from RefSeq and is a predicted model, not a curated record.